AUGUAUAAGAACCAGCUGCAGGAGCUUGCACAGAGAAGCUGUUUCAACCUUCCUUCAUAUUCUUGCAUCAGAGAAGGACCAGACCAUGCACCACGAUUCAAAGCUUCUGUAAACUUCAAUGGUGAGAUCUUCGAAAGUCCAAACUACUGCACGACAUUGAGACAAGCAGAGCACUCUGCUGCGGAAGUAGCCCUGAAUGUUCUUUCUACUAGGGGCCCUUCAAGGUCUUUAACUGCAAGAGUUCUUGAUGAAACUGGAAUUUAUAAGAACUUGCUUCAAGAAACAGCUCACAGAGCUGGGCUAAAAUUGCCUGUAUACACUACUGUGAGAUCAGGGCCUGGACAUGUUCCAACUUUCACUUGUAGUGUAGAGCUUGCUGGCAUGAAUUUUAAUGGAGAGGCAGCAAAAACCAAGAAACAAGCUGAGAAGAAUGCUGCAAUUGCUGCUUGGUCUGCCUUGAAAAGAAGAGGAGGAGAGAGUAGUGAUGAUCAUGAACAGCAGGAGCAGGAAGUCGUGGCAAAGCUGCUCGCGAAAAUUAGACUCUCAAACAAAGAACACAGCAGACAUUUAAGAAGACCGGAUCAUCAAACUCAAGCAAGGAGAAGAACUGUUAGGGGUGCUCAUAUUCAUAGUCAUAGUCCUAGGGACAACAAUGCCUCGGCUUCUUCCAACUCUGUUGUACAGAAUCAACAACAUUGGAAGGUAAUACAAGAUCUGUUAACGGAUUUGGUUCCUCAAGUUUCUAGUACUUCACAGAAACAAACUAGCUUUGCUUCUCUCCUUCCUCCACCGCCGCCGCGAACGGAGUCCAAGAUUCUGCCACCAACAACCACGCUCAACAAAUAUGACACUUGGUCCUCGUGCUACAAUUCCAAUUAUAAUAGGCCUAUUCCUGUCCAAAUGAGAGGUCCUAGUAGAUCGGAGGUUGUUCCACCUCCGUUGGAAGAGCACCAAAAGGAUGAAGAAGAAUGGCUUGGUAUGAAGUCAGAUAUCUUGAUCAGUAAGAAGUUGAAUAGUGAAAAGGAAGGCCAUAGUCCCAACCGCAGUAACUAUUUUUCAAAUCCAAUCAGUCCUGUUUUUGGUUCCAGUUGUGCGUACAGCAGGCAAUUUGCAAUGUCUGCAAAUCCAAUAAAAGCACCAACUGUUGCAAGUUCGAGUUCGAGUUCCCUCCUGGGCAGAAGAACCGUGUACCCUCAAGGGUUUAAUCCUUACAGUCAUAGGGUUGCCCCAGCAGUUCAAAUAAGAUCAGUGAUUCCUGUAUGUGCAGCACCACCUGUAGCAGUGAGGCCCUCAUCAGUAACUCCAACAAACCCGCCAGCAUUGCCAACAUUAGCUAGAACGAAAGAUAGCAGUGACUGUACUAGUGCCAGUACUAGUUCACAAGCAGUAGCGGUGUUGAAAAAAUUUGGAGGCAACCUGCAGCAUCAUCAACAACCAGGAGCAGCUCAAAGUGAUGGAAUGUUGCAAGCGAGUUGUGAUGUUGGAGCUGAACAAGUUACACAAAUCGAGAGACAUUAG
This is a messenger RNA of Argentina anserina (silverweed cinquefoil), 1518 nucleotides long. Its product is annotated as double-stranded RNA-binding protein 5. NCBI's taxonomy places the organism in Eukaryota, Viridiplantae, Streptophyta, Magnoliopsida, Rosales, Rosaceae. Gene Ontology annotation, molecular function: double-stranded RNA binding. The record is from RefSeq and is a predicted model, not a curated record. The transcript has 3 exons. The coding region runs from base 1 to 1518 and encodes 505 amino acids.